AUGGGGAAGAAAUCUCGAAAGAUCAAGGGUACAGGAGGGGGGAGUAAUGCCAAGGAGGCCAAGAAAGCACACAAGGAGAAGAUCCAGCAGCGAAGGGCACAACUGGACCACCAGCAGGAGCAAGAUGAGCACGAUGCGAGAUUCAGUGGUUGCGGCAAAUUCCUGGCAGCCCUCGACCGAGUUUGGUACAUGCCGGAAGGUUUCUCUCGAUUCAUCCGCGGAACAAUCAUGCACAUUGCGCUGGCGAGUGUCCAUGACGACGAGUUUGGCACUUAUUACGUGCUUCCCAUCGAUGUGAAAGCAAAACAGGGACCCGCCGUUCUGGAACAAUGCCAUGUGAUGAAGUAUAGUACCAGGAAGAAGCCAUUCAUGCUACAUAAAGAUCGACACGAUUGGGACCUCCGUUUUGAUGUCGGUGAUCAAGUGAUGAUCUACCACUAUCGUGACGAAAAAUUUCGGCCUGCUACCAUCAAAUCCGUUUGGGACACCGCUGACGACUUCGCCGCUGAUGAGAUCAACCAUGACGGGUUAGUCUUCCCCUACGUUUGUGAAUUGGGGAAUUUCGAAACCUAUCCAAUUAAAGCUGACGAGGAUCGCUUGAUCGUCCUUAAGAAGCCCCUUCGAUUCAACAUUGGGGACAGGGUGCUCUUUGCUGCUACUGGGAAGGGUUGGAAGGAGGGCAAUGUGUGUCUUGUGCACGAAACGGACAACGGUUUUUAUUUGCCUUAUGUCGUGAAGUCAACUGGAAAGGGAAAACCAGGGGUCGAAACUUACCGGUAUUCCAUAUACAAGGACAAUGAUGAAUGCAUAGCACCCAUCGAUGCCCAACCCCGAGAGAGAUUGACCAAUGCAAUUCAAAACAACUGCAACUAUGAGCACAUUGACUACCUUGUCAAUGCAUUCAAUCUGGAUUGCUCACUCAUUCUGGAUUUGUUGGUCGAUUUGGCCAUUGAGCACGGGAGCUACAAUGCCAUAGUUUGGCUACAACAGAACCACUCAGUUCCUUUCUCUGCAAAACUAAAACCCGAACACAAUUUCAAUUUCCUGCAUCGGGUUGUGCAGGGAAAACACGCAGUCCGCUUCUUCAAAAGCCACGCAGACGCCUACAUUGAGAAGAGAGCAGAAGAGGAAGAUGAUCCGUAUGGGGAGAGUCCAAGAGAAUCUCGAUGUCUGGAAAUUCCACGGUACGAUCCAGAAGUGGGGCUUGAUUCUCGCAAUUCGCAAAAUGUUUCGGUCUUCCAUGAGAUUGUUGCCAUGGAAGACACCAGGCUUCUUAGUUCCAUUCUCAGCCCGAGAAUCCUUGACGCUCUGGGUCUGCAAUUCUUGAAAUUCCAGAGUGAUGAGUAUUGUAGCCUCCCUACGAAUUUGAAUGUCAAAAAGACGAAAAUGAUGUUAGAGUUGACAGAAAACAUGAGGCUGGAGAAGCUGCACGGUAUCCUGCUUCAUAGUGUCGGCGAUGACUUUCCACCGCAUGCUCAGAUCGAAUCCAUCGUCGCGAUUCAGCCCGUGAAGGAAGAAAGAAGCGUUUGGCGUAAGCUGAUGCGCUUUGAGAUUUGGAACGACCGGACACAAUAUCUCGAUUCGAUAGUAGGGAAGUUGCUCAAAUUUGGACAUACCAGUAUCAUCCGUCAUCUGGUUCAUGCCGAUACUGCAAAGAAAGCUUUGCUGGCACUGAAAUCAGAUGUCGUGAGCAAUCAGGAUUGUUACGAAUACGCCCAGCAUGAGUUGGUAGAACAAGAAGGAGUCCAAGAGGCGCUGAAAGCCGUCGACGUCGUGGCCCACGGACCAGAAUGCAUAUACAGAAACUCAGACGACAGUGGGCGACAAAACUACGUCACAAGGCUUCGCACUAUGCUGAAAGACCCGGCCAAUUCAAUCAACCUCGUGGAAAGGCUCAUCUCCAUCCAAGAAGAUGACGCCAAGGUUCAUUCGCGAGCCGUUUCUAAGUUUGUUGGAUUCAAGAUUCAGAUCUUGGAAGACGAUGAACACUUACCAAAUCGCCUCAAUCUACUGGACUUUCUUGUGUUAGAGAUUGGCCUACCUCCACCAAACCCUCUUGAUUGCAUUCGGUGGCGUCAGUGCGGUGUCUUGCGUUGGAUGGAAGAAAAAGGCAUCACUGAUUUGAAAUCGAAAUCCCUGGCAUGUAAAGAACCCUUUGUCACUGGUCGAAAGAAAGUCGAUAGUUUUCUUGGAAACCAGGCAAUUCCUAAGCAGCUGACAUCCAGCGUGUACCUGGCUUUUGCAGCGGUGGAAUACGACGAUUUUCAAACGUUGCAGUGGCUUAUCUCUUCUGAGUGGAUCACUCCAAAAACUGCCAUUUGCAAUGGGUGGAAUUUGAUUCAUGCUUGUGCUGCUUUUGGAAGAGCAGAAAUUGCUGCUUGGCUGGUGUCUGUCGGAAAUCUCCAACCUCUGUUGAAGGUCGCAUCGAAAAGAGAACCAGGGAGACAGCUUGCUGUCCAUAUUGCUUUGGAUCGGGGCUUCACGGCUCUUGCAGACUUGAUGCUAUCCUGGGGUAGCCCCGUAUUCAAUAUAAAGUGGGGGGCUCUAGUUGAAAGGACGAAGCGGUCUCCUCUUCAGCACGUCGUCGAGUGGGGUACCGACAAGGAGUUGCUCGUACUCCUCGAACAAGAUCUGCAGAAGUUGGAAGAUAUGCUUGUUCAGAAACCCUUGCGGGUGGAGGCUAUCAAAUCAUUCAUUUUGGAAACAAAAUGCUUGCAGGGUAGGAGAUGGCAUGAGCUUUUCUUCGACGACUGGGAAGAGGCAAUGUUACCAUCAGGAUUUUACCUUUCAGAUGCCUUGGAGAGGUUUUGCUUGAUGGCUAACGGUCCACUUAUAAUAUGGCUGUUCUUGAUGUUGCUUUCUGAUCUUGACCGUCAGGAGAAAGUGUUUUGGUACACGUUCAUGAUCGAAGGUAACCGUGGUGUCAGUUGGAAAAUGCACUAUGCUGCCUACUCACCUGAAGAGAAGAGAACAUUGCACGAACUCCAAGAGCAGGCACCUUGGGUUGGAGAUAUCACUGUGGCAGACCCAUUCCAAACGCAUCGCAUUCUACAGAAGCUCAGCAAACGAUUUGUAGAUGACGCGGACACUCUUGAGGCCUUGAAGGUCGUCCGAGCGCGGCUUGUCCUGAGCUCUGUUUUGCAGUCCAUUGCUCAGAAAGGGGAGCGUAGGCUUCGAAAACAAAUUGCACAAGGUGAAUUGGUCAAGUCAAUCCAGAUUUUGAUAGAUGUCAUCCUCGAGGCGGCAUGCCAGCAUCGCAAGAGCUUCCACGGUCACGAGCUGCAACACCUCGUUGUUUCAGAAGAUAGGUUGCUUCCAGUCGAUUUGUACGUGCAUGUUGGCAGUCAAGAUGUGCGCUCCCAGCUUAUGUGGUAUCUCGUUAAGACUCCUAGGGAGACCGACUUGUUCUACAUUAUUGCCGCUUAUGAGGGGUAUGACGAUUUGCUGGAGUGGAGUCUUUCAGGCGGUGGAAAAGGAUGGGAUGCAGAAAAAGAAGUGCAAACAACAAGAAUCUUAGCCACACGUGGCCACACGAAUCUAACAAGGAUCUUUCUUGGUCUGGAGAAUUCCAUCACAUUUCAGUCAUCACAGCAGGAUAGGUUACAAGCUGCAAUUCAUGGUGCUGCACAGUCAGGGCGGCUUGAUGAUCUGGAGGUAUUCACUGACGAAAUUCAGAAGUAUGGUGGCAUGCUGCCUGACCCAGUUCUGUCGCCCGUCCAUUCACCGCAGAGUCAUGCAUACGGAGACAGACAGGAUGGUAUGAAGUCUUCAUUGCUUUGUGCUGUUCUGCACAGUUGCUUGACUCAUUCGCAGGACCUGCGGUUUCCACAGAGCUUCAGCUUAGGCGGAACAGCUGGGCCUGCACUCUUAUCCUUCGUCGCUAAGAAAGGGGACUACCAACCCCAACUUCUCCUGAUGGUAUUUGCUAUAAUGUUUGAGGAACUUUACAGGUUCGAAGAUGUUGUACAGGAGACGGGACGAGAAUUCGUGGACUUUCUUUGCACCAACAAGGGUCUCAAACCAUGGAGGUGUCGCGACACCAUGAAUCAAAUUACACGAGCAUACAUUCAAAAUGCUGAUGUCACGAAAGCUGACCCCGAGGUUGAUCGAUUGGCGACUCUUCGAAAAUGGAUUGAACUCAUGCUCCACUAUGGCCUUGACAUCCAGUGGAUACGAGCUGAUCACUACAGGGGGAUUGAGAAGAUUGACAAUCUUCUUGAAGACUUUAAAAAUAAGCAGAGAACUAUCUGGUCGAGACUUGAUCCCAUCAAGCAACGGGCAUCCUUGACUGACAUUCAAGCUGCAAUAACAUCAGCUAGACUUCAGCCCAGUUGGUAUGACAGCCAGGGCUUGAAAUUGGUGCACCUUGCAGCUGCCUAUGACCGAAAAGAUGUCCUGCAGUGGCUUGUUGAAAAGAAGCUGGCAUCACUUGAAGACAAAGACUGUCAGGGUCGAACGGUCCUACAGGUGGCAUCUGACAGCAACGCUUCCUGCAAGACAUGGAUUGUGGAGAAAAAAGCAAGAAGAAUCAUCAACACAUUCUUGUCGUCGAUAAUGCAGUGCAGAGAGGAUGUAAAAAGAAAGACGAUGGCUAUCCACGCCACUGUAUGGCUACAAGCUAGAAUUCGAGGAUGCUCAACUAGAAGGGUGCACAGGGCGGCGCUCUUGUCUAAUAUGGCAGAAGCGGCAAGAUUUCAGGACCUUUGGACUGGUACACUAUCGUUUCUACAGAGGCAUGGGUCGAAAAUGGAACUGUUCUCAUGGGCCAGCCUCCAGGAAGAGGAGGACAUGGCUGCUUCUUUUGGUAUUGAUGAGAGUGAUCUGUUUGACACAGUCAGAGUACUGGAUGAUGCUGGCAAGCGGGUUCUGCUGGUUGAGCCACUAUCGGAAAAUGGAACAAUCAACGAAUCUGACUCUUCUGCUGUUGUUGCGAUUGGUGAACCCAGCAAAACAUCAUCAACGACUGAGAUUGGCAUUGGCACAAAAGAUGCUGCCGACUCCCAUUUUAAAAAGGUCUUGAUGACAAAGGAAGUAAUGAAAUGGCUCCGUGUUGCUGACAGCAAGUAUCGCGAGUUUUUCGUCAGAAGAACGGAGCAGUUGGCCAGAGGAGAUCGGAGCCGCAUCCUUGCCAAGCGGCUGACGGGAAGCAAGACUACGAUCUACGAAACGUACCUGGAGCAGAAGAGUGGCUUUCGAAUCUUGUGGACUGAGAAAAGCAAUGGGUACCUCUUGAUUUGGUAUGUUUCGAAGCACAAAUCUGUCUCACGCCUUAUGGAUUUGAUUGACGAUGCCGAGAGCAGGAGCAGUCGACAGCUUACAUCGGCUAGGGAAGCUCUCAAGCAGAACAAUCAUACAACAUCUGAAUCUUGUGACGAUAGUGACGUUAUCCUGCUUGAUCCACGAGGACAUACACCGCUGAAGCUCUACAGUGUCCGAUAUGACGAGCUAAACAAGCUGGUUGAUGACCCGUGGAAGCCUCCCCUUCAUUUGACAGUUGCCGAGCGGGAUGUUGUUGAGUGCUCAGGCACGACACUUCUGUUGGGCCGCAGUGGCACAGGCAAAACUGUUUGCAUCUGCAACAAGAUGGAUUAUGAUCGAUAUUUGGUGGGCGAUCAGAAGUCCUUCUCACAGCUAUUUGUGGCCAGAUCUGCUCGCCUGAGGGAUUAUGUCGAAAGCAUUGUUAGAACUGGGUCUGACUCAUUGGAAACACAGAGCGAAUUCACUACGUUUCAAUCACUGGUUCCAAAGUUAGAAAAUGCUGUUCAGUCACUUGUGCAAGGCACACCCACAGUUCUGCCCAGCCAUUACAUUGACUUCCACCGCUUCAAACGCGACAUUUGGCAGCCAUCGAUGGGUGUCGAUGCCCUGAUUGCUUGGACAAACAUUCGAAGCUUCAUCAAAGGCUCAAUUGAGGCAGCAAUGGGAGGGAAGCCAUUGACCAAGGAGGAGUACUUGUCGCUUGGAAGGAAACGAUGCCGCAUUUCCGAAGAUCAACGUAUUGCAGUCUACAAUGUAGCACCACUGGACUACUAUGAAAUCCAGUAUGCCAAAAUCUAUGUUGAUGAAGUGCAAGACUACACCCAAGCCGAAAUCACUCUCUUCUUUCGAUUGUCUGGUCCUGGUGGACUUUUCCUUGCUGGGGACCCUUGCCAAUCAGUGGUGGAAGGUGUUGAGUUCCGCUUUGAGGACAUUCGCUCUGUGGGCCAUCAUCUCUUUGAGCAAGACCGCAAACUCAUUCCUGACAAACCCAAAGUCGUCAAUGUCAACUUUCGCAGCCACUCAGGGGUUCUCUCCGUUGCCGCUGGCGUUCUAGAACACCUCUUUGGAGCAUUUCCUGAUUCGGCGAAGCAGCUGAGCAAAGACCGCGGGCUGUUCAAAGGCCCCAGGCCCAGUAUCUUGCAAAGGAUUGAUCCGCCUUCUGUCAAGGAGCUUCUUGGAAAGCUUGAAGGAGCAGUAAUCUUGACCCAUGAUACUGCUGUUUCAAAUCUGAAACAAAGGCUUGCUUACCCUUUGGUGUACGGCAUCAGGGAAGCCAAAGGGCUGGAGUUUGAGACUGUUAUUGUGCUUGACUUCUUUCGGCUGCUACCAGCUGCAGAUCAAAAGCCAUUUCGCGAUCUCCUGCUGGGCCGUAACAUACACGAUGUUGGUUCUGGUAACCCAGAACUUGAAGGCCUUCUCAAGUUGUUGUACACUGGUAUCACCCGGUGCAUUCAACGCCUAGUCUUUGCCGAAACAAGUAGGUCACCAUCUGGUGAUGCAUUUGUCCGAUGGCUCACGUCUGCUGGCACGGGGGAAAAUGCCCUUGCGGUGAAGCAGACAGUAGGAAACAUGGAAGCGAUGUCGCGCACGCCAGAUGAAUGGAUGUCGCUUGGAUUGGACAACGCUAUUCAUGCAGAGGAGACUGGCGAUAUUGAGGAAGCUCUGGACUGGCUCGACAAGGCAAUCUACUGUUUUGGCAAGGCCAACCAGGCGGAGUUGGCCCGAAAAGUCCGAGCACACAAGAGCAGUCUAGCUCUAAGACAAGAUAUUGGGCUGUUCGAGAAUGACAAUCAAGAUGUCACGAAGCUUGAGUUGGAGGCCUCUCUGGUAGCUGAGAGCUUGCUGUCCGCAGGGCUUACUUCUGAAGCUGGUCGCUUGUUGAAAUUGUUGCUUCCAUUGCUCAGCGAGUACUCACAGAACAAGCUACAGGAAACGGUCAUCUCCAAGCUUCCCCAAGCGCAUGUUGCAUGA
Molecule: messenger RNA, 7230 nt
Organism: Seminavis robusta
Lineage: Eukaryota; Bacillariophyta; Bacillariophyceae; Naviculales; Naviculaceae
Source: the annotation of a GenBank genome assembly